AUGCCCUACGCCUCCACUCCCCACGUCUCAAUAUCUCACGUCCAUCGCCCCAAUCGUCCACUUCGACGCCUUCACGCCCGCUACCUACACCUCCUAACCCAAAGUCUCCACACCCCGGGCCCCACGCCUAUACACCAGCACGACUCAAGGCCCUACGCCUCCACGUCCAACCCCGCCACGCUCCAUGACUGCAGGCCCACGUCUCGAUGUCGUCUUCGUUAUCCACGCAUCACGUCUCUACGCUCCGAUCUUUCGCACUCCUCGUCUGCACGCCUCCACGCUCUAUAUCUCACACCCCACGUCUCCACGCACACUCCUCCAAGCCCGCGCACAACGAAACACGUGUCCACGUCUCUCGCCUUCAUGCCCCACGCCUUCAUGCCCAAGUCCUCCACGCCUCUCGCCUAUCCGUCUCCAAGCCACAUGCCCCCUGCCGCACGCACCACGCCUCGACAUCUCCAUGCCUCCACGCACCACUCCAACGCCUCCACGCCCGUUCUCUUCAUUCCUCAUCUCAACUCCUCACCCCUCCCAGCCUCCAUACCUCACGCCUCCUCAUCCCCGUCCUCGCAUCCCCUUGCCUCUCCUGUUACAGCGCUCGUGUACUCCGUGGCGGUGGCCGGGGCCGCCGCCGUCUUCCUGGCGCUGGCGCUCACCCUGGCCUGCGUCGCCUACAAGCACGUACGCGUGGCGGCCGACCUCAACAACAUGGCAUGGCGCGUGCGUGCGGACGAAGUGCUGGCUGAACCCGGCCGGCCGUUUUCCUCGCGGCUGGGAUUGCAACGCGCAGCAGAGGGCGGGCGAGGCGGCGCGGCCGGCGGCGGCGGCGGCGCCAACGGCGGCGGCGUGGGCGGCGGCGGCGGAGGCGGAGGCGACGUGUGCGGGGGCGGGGCCGCCGACGCGGACAAGACGAGCAGGCGGGGGUCAUUCCUGUCCUGCGACACGCUGCUGCCCGCGCACGUGUACACCGCCGUCGGCAUCUACAAGGAAACACGUGUUGCGAUAAAGAAAGUAACAAUCAAGAAAAAACUGGAUAUCAACAAGAAGCUUCUGUGGGAGAUAAAGCAGGUGCGGGACGUGACGCACGAGAACACGGUGCGCUUCAUCGGCGCGUGCAUCGACACGUCCGACAUCCUCAUCCUGACGGAGUACUGCCCCAAGGGCAGCUUGCGCGACGUGCUCGAGAAUGACGAGUUGGAGCUGGACUGGAACUUCCGCAUGUCACUCAUCCACGACGUCGUCAAGGUAUGCGAUGCAACUGCUCGCUCGGCGUGGCUGGUGACUUUGUGUGACGUGGAUGGUUGACGACUUUUUCUCGC
Molecule: messenger RNA, 1319 nt
Organism: Gryllus bimaculatus (two-spotted cricket)
Lineage: Eukaryota; Metazoa; Arthropoda; Insecta; Orthoptera; Gryllidae
Source: the annotation of a GenBank genome assembly